Messenger RNA from Arachis duranensis, 1505 nucleotides. RefSeq lists its product as uncharacterized. The record is from RefSeq and is a predicted model, not a curated record. NCBI's taxonomy places the organism in Eukaryota, Viridiplantae, Streptophyta, Magnoliopsida, Fabales, Fabaceae. Bases 473 to 1405 code for a protein of 310 amino acids. The transcript has 6 exons.
UCCAGAGAAUACAGAAACACAAUUUCCUUUUACCCCAAAAUCCCCAUUUCAGCACCAACCCACGUCAUUCUCCACUGCCGUCGCCGCUCCGUCACGGUUGCUUUGCCGGCGCUCCUCAACACACACACUCUCUCAACCAUAAACCCUACUCCGACGCCUUACUCAAACCAAGGGUUUUCAGCGAGGGAUGACAGGCAGGAGCACGUAAUUUGAAAACCCUUAUCGUCGCUGGUUCCAAAGUUCCCUUCGCCAUUGUCGCUGGUUCUACUUGCUGUCGCUGCUAGCUUGUGCUUAUCCAAUGGCCUGGUGAGGGCCUAUCAUUUUCUAUUGCGGCCGUGUUGAACACGAGGGCGUUGCAAACAUUUGAAUCUCUUGAUGCUAACACUUACAGAAAUGCUUUGACAUUAUUGAUACGGAAGAGGAUGAUAUCUAUCAAGCUUGGAGGUUUAGGGCUGCCAAGCGCUUGCGAGGUAUGCUCCAUGCCAUUCGCAAAAAAGGUGCCCGUCCAUAUUGGAUCCCACCAGAAGUUCUUGGUGAAUUGAUGAGACGUUGGGACACUGAUACCUAUAGACAAUUACAGGCGAGAAAUACAGCUGCCAGGAAAUCGACUCAAGGUACUUCCCUUCACACUGCAGGAGGCACCACCUUUCCAGAAGCGAGGUUACGCUUGAAUCAUUCGCUUGGAAGACCAUCACGUAUGGAUGAGUUUUUUGAGCACACUCAUACUCGCAAAGAGGAUAGGACUCAAUGGGUUGAUGAACACUCCCGAAAGACAAAGGAUAUAUUUCAAGAGCGUAUGUUUCAGGCUGAGCAAGAGCGGCAGGCUGCUAUAGAGGCUGGUGUAACUGAUCCACCGCCUGUCUCUGAAGAAAGCAUAUGGAUUGAGACAGUGGGUGGAAAACAAAGAGGUAGGGUAUAUGGCAUGGGUGAGGUAAGGGACUCUUCCAUGGUGCGGCCUCGAGUUGAUGGGCCAACCACGACCACCAGUGCUGAUGUUUUGGAUCUUAGAGAACGAAUCAUAAUACUCAAUAGGGAAGUUGAACAACAUGCCGCUAAAUAUAGAGAGCUUGAAGACCGCUACCAAAGGGAGAAAAGAGAGUGGCAACAGACUGUUGAAUCCUUGCGUGAGGAUCUCAACACCAGUAACUCACAGAUGGAUCAAUUUAGUCAUCAGUUGAGCAGUUUGACUGAGUAUGUGAGAGCCAUGGGUCCUAGUAGUUCUGGAUCACGUGUUCCCCCACCUCCUCCUUUUACUUUCCCAAGCUCUCAGAAAAGCACAGCCCCAGCCCCAGGUAGAAAACUCCCACCUAUUCUACAGCGACCAGGACAACCACAGAGUUCUCAAAGGGAGGAUGAUUCUGAUGAUUUUGAUGACUCAGAUGAUUAUUUAGACGAGUAUGAGUAGGCUAUUUAAUUACUUUACUUUGAAUAUUUUAUAUUAUUAGUAGAUUGCAAUUUAAACGAAUAUAACUCUAAGUUUAGUUAUUUAUCUUGUCUUGAGUCUU